CUGUGGCAGGUGAAAGAGUCCCCGUACUUAGGGACGUGGGCGACUCCGGUUUCGGCUACUCCUGCCUGCAGCCCUCGGUGGGGCACAAUCUGUGCCCCUCAGGCUACGCCCCGCGCCUCCUCAUUGGCUUCUUCAGGCACGUGGUAGGGUGGUCCCGCCUCCGGGUGGCCUGAGAGGCGGCACGCUAAGCCGCAUGGACAGCUUGGCGCUGGGCCGAUGGAGACGACGAAGGAUCGAGGAGCUGCCGGCCGCAGGGGACGCGAAACGGGCAUGCAGGAGGUCAGAAGCUGGUGGCCAUGAGUACAGCAGCCACAUGGUAAGCACCUGUGCCCUGCUGUCCUGGAGCACAGACGACCAGGAGCCACGGCCACAAGGCCCACCUGCACCGCGACCAGAGUGUGGCCAGGAGAGGCCGAGCUCAGUGAGUCUGCAGAACGGCGGAAGGAGCUCAGCCCAGCCUUGCCUGAGAUGUAUUGCGGGGGAGUCUGGCCAUUUUAACCAUACCGCGAAUCAUUAGAAGAUGCAAAUGGGAAGAAGGAAGAUUCCAGUUGGGUUUGAACCCCCAUGCGACAGCCAGUGCAGAUACCUUCCAGCUGACCUGGGUGCCCGCCUGUUCAGAUGACAGCCAGGGCUUCCUACAGGGGUUGUUUGCCUCUCAGGCAAUCCCACUCCCUCUGCAGAAGGCCAGGAACAUCCAGAGUGUGGUGGCUCAUUGCAGCCUCUUUUCUAAUGUUUCUGCUGAAGAGGAAAUCAUCUAGAAGUCAACCAAUUCCAUAUCAAGAUGCCCAGGGGUUUUGGAGCCUUGUAACUCGUGUAAUCACAAGGCACAGCUGGAGAUCUCGCUGCCUUUGGACUUUGGGGCUGUUCUGGACAUAACCGGGGCUGUUCACAUACUCUUUUUAAUUAAAAAAACUUAUUUUUAUAUUUAAAAUGCUCUAUAAUCCUGAUGUGAAUUUUGCUAAUUGUUAAUAUCCCAUCAAGCCAUGUAAUUCUCCAACUUUAGUUUGAGGGACAGAACCCCAUUGAUAUUAAAAUGGAAUUGCGGACA
Alexandromys fortis (reed vole) is the source of this 1048-nucleotide messenger RNA. It is a transcript of the gene CUNH10orf143, whose product is annotated as chromosome unknown C10orf143 homolog. NCBI's taxonomy places the organism in Eukaryota, Metazoa, Chordata, Mammalia, Rodentia, Cricetidae. The transcript has 4 exons. The record is from RefSeq and is a predicted model, not a curated record. Bases 194 to 517 code for a protein of 107 amino acids.